CUUAAUAUUAUUAACUUUGUCAAUUUCGCGCAGAACACAACGAGGUGUGUUUCAAAACGGGUGGCCAAACACGACGCUCUAAGUAAGCGUACGGACAGCUAGACACGCAGGUAUUGCUAAAAUCCGCUUUAAACGGCUCCACAUACAAUAAACACAGUGUCGAGCUCUCGAUUGAACGCGCCAAUAGUUACGAACGUGCAGGCGUAGAACAAAGUGCAGCUAAGUGCUAUUGACGGCUGAAUGCAGUGCAGUGCGUGUACAUAAAGCAAAAAAAGCAAAAAAAUUAUAGAUAAACAAAUCAGAAUAGUGAAAAAAGUUCACCUAACCUUAAAGUGUGCUGUAACAUAACAAAAAAAAAAUAUUUGGGUGCAUGUGCAAAAAAAGUGUAUAGCACUCCUUAAGAAAAGUCUAAACACUUGUUUGCAGCAACUAAAUUACCAAAAUAAAUCAAAGUACGUGUGUGUAAUUUCCGUUACUCGCCGUGUUACGCAAUAGUUCGUUUGUCUACUUCAUCUCCACUAACGAGCAGUAAAAAUGCAGUCGCGUUUGUUGUUGGCAUUGCUUUUUGUUGUAGUCUUAACGGUACUGCUUGGUUAUGUACCCAGCACUGAGGCUGCCUCAACUGAACGACCUUACCAAUUUGGUUUCACAAUCGAAAAGCAGCAACAUCGUCAAGAGAAAAAAGAUGAGCGCGGUAUCGUUAUGGGCGAAUUCGGAUUCAUAACCGCUGACGGCAUUUAUCAUGUGACAGUCUAUGCAACCGAUGAGGAGGGCAAAUUUCGUAUAUUAGCUAUGCGUAGUUAUCCCUACGAGGAGAAUCCAAAGACAAUUGAAAUGGUCGUGCGACCAAAGCCUCAGCCGACUACGCCAAAAGCCAUCGCCACGCCAGCUACGACGGCCAAGCCAAAACCAUUUGAAAAACACAAUUUCAGCGUACAAGGUUGUUCCGGCUGUUUUUUGAAAAAUAACGCACCGACAACAACAACAACCACACGAAAGCCUGAAGAUAAAAAAUAUGACAUCAGUCUCUUAUCUCGGCCGCUGGCACCAGAACAAGCACCGGUUAUUGGUAAGCAAAUUGUUGCAAACGUUUUACCACAAGUGAUACAAGAGGUACAACAAGUCGAAACAAAACUCAAGCAAACAGCAACAAAUGUGCCACCAAAAGUAACUGCAAUUGUUGACACAGCUAUUGCACAACAAAUUACACCACUUGCUAGCAAGCCAGUUGCAGGAUUUAACACAAACGCAAACCCACAAAAAGAACAGGGAUCACAAACAACACAGCAAAAUUUACCACAGCACACUACACAAACACAACAAAAACCACAAUUUGCACCACCAAAACCGUUAGAAACACUUAGCACAAACGCAAACCACUUAAGUCCUGUCGUUGCACCAAACCUAGCGAGUUCCGCACCGCCCAGCAGCACUGUGGGUGGCAGCAAAGCUAAGACACCAACCACUAGCGCAUUCGGCAAUGCACCACAAGUACCCGCAAAAACCGGCACUAACGUAUUCUCAAAACCAGCCAGCAGUCAGUCCUCAGGCGGCGCUAAGGGUUCUCCAGCUGGUGGCAUUCCAACCCCCAGUACGCAAAUCACGGCACCAGCUAUUGGUGGCGGAAAGGGCGCUGCUAAUCAACCGAGCGCAAAUACUGGUUCCAAUAGUGGUAGUAGUGGUGGAAAUAACGGUUUUGUUGGAAAUAAUAAAUUUGGUGGAAAUAGCGGUAGCAGCGCAGCAAGUGGCAGUAAAGCAGGCAGUGCUGCAGGCUUUGGCGGAGGUUCAACGGGCAACAAAGCAGCUACUAGUGGUGCGUCUGGCAGCAAGGCAGCUACUGGUGGUUCAACGGGCAGUAAACCGGCCUUUGGCGGAGGUUCAACUGGCAGUAAAACAGUCAGCGCUGCUGUCGGUGAAGCGGGUGAUUUGUACCGUUUCAAGUAUCUGCUCGACUACAACGGCCACCGGGAGACGGGCUCGCAUAGCGGCAAUAAGGAAGGCAGCUUCUACGCCAUUGGCGAUGACAAUGUGGAGCGCACCAUUGAGUAUAUAGCGAAUGAGUUCGGCUAUCAGCCGCGUGUGCGUUUCCGCAAAUUGGACGCGCCGGUGCAGGCGAAAGAGAACACGCUGAAGGAUUACGAAUUUGUGUGGUUCAAAAAGCAAUAAGCGCUGGAGCAAAGUUUGCGCUUAAAUAAUUUUUAUUUUAUUUUUGUGUUUGCAUUUCUUUAAUUUAUUUAUGCUGAAUCUGCAGUGGCGCCGUCGUGUGUAUGCGCGUGCGGAGAGCAGCAGCAGCAACAAGAGAAUACUCAAUAAAUUGAAUGAAAAAGAGAGCGUAUU
This is a messenger RNA of Zeugodacus cucurbitae (melon fly), 2337 nucleotides long. RefSeq names its product protein lethal(3)malignant blood neoplasm 1 (gene l(3)mbn). NCBI's taxonomy places the organism in Eukaryota, Metazoa, Arthropoda, Insecta, Diptera, Tephritidae. Gene Ontology annotation, cellular component: chitin-based extracellular matrix. Gene Ontology annotation, molecular function: structural constituent of chitin-based larval cuticle. The transcript has 6 exons. The record is from RefSeq and is a predicted model, not a curated record. Bases 535 to 2166 code for a protein of 543 amino acids.